UUGUUUUGCCGUCUUCUACGAGGUAGAGGGGGGAGGGUGCGUUAGGUUCAGCAGUCAACCUGCCUGUCCCUGCCUCGGCCGACCCUCGACGCGACGUGAGCGGAGCCGAGCAGCAAGCAGGCAGAGUGGCAGAGUGAAGGCAGUUGCUGGCACCACCGGACUCUGGCAGGCCCACCUCCCGCCUGCUCUCCGUGAUAAGUGGUUCUCCGCCUCCAGUCUUCUCUCCGCACGGCGCGCGUCUCAUCAAACCUCUGCUUCGCUCCUUGUGCGCGUGCACGUCAAGACUGUUGGCCAGGACUUCUCUUACGUUGUGGAGGUACCGGAGGCGCCGUUGUCGAGUGGUGUCGUGAUAGAAGGGGACUUCGAAAGAGUGCUGAAAUCUAGUGCCAGGGAUGCCAAAUCCUCCAACCCUGACUCUGGUGCCCUGGCGGUCGCGGAAUCACCGAAUGCGAUUUGGAGGCAACCGCCGUCGCCGACGUACAUCCCGUGGACCCCUUCUCUGAUGGGAACUGUAGGAACCUUCAACUUCCGGUCAUCAACAGUAAAGGAAAAGCAUUCGAAAUUGCUUCUCACAGAAGAUAACGAGGGCUAUCUGGCCUCUUUCGUGUUUUCCGUAACGGAGGCUUUCGAGGGCACCGUGUAUGCGUACGCUGCUCCCGUCGGCCCCUCCCCGGUAGUGGCCGACCUGACGUUCGCUGCAAUGCGCGCCCAGAACAUCCUGACGGACGUGCGCCUCAGGGCGGCCGGCGAGGAGUUCCCUGCCCACAGGCUGGUGCUGGCUGUGGCCAGCCCCGUGUUCCGCAGCAUGUUCUCUGGCGGCUACAAAGAGGCUCAGGCGGAGAUCAUCGACAUCGUCGACGUUGCGUCUGCGCCCGUAUUCCUGGCGCUACUGGACUAUGUGUACUGCGGGAGUCUGGGCGAGUUGAACGGAUCUCUGGAAGUUGUUGACCUUCUCGAGCUAGCUGAUCGCUUCCUCUUGGAGAACCUCAAGAAGAUGUGCGUAGAGCUGCUGUUGAAUGUCGGGGUCGGCGAGGCAGUCGUCGUCCUGCGUGCUGCGCACGAGUCGCCGCAAGUGCCUGAGGAAGUUUUGACCCGCGUCACGGGACUCGUCCUGGAGAAUCUGCCUGCGCUGGCCCUCACCCAGGAGUGGGCUGACUUGGGCAUGGCGCACCCUGGGGUAGUGAAAACCUUGAGAGCGUCGCAUUCUUAUAUUUCUACCCUGCAGAAGAGUCUUGACCAGCGCUCACAACCCCGCUUGCACAUUCCCAAGUUAAAAAUGGAGAGGUUCAGCAAAAGGAAGUAACAUUUUUCAUAAUUAGUAGGUUAGAACUAAAUUCCAGACGUUCUUCCGUUAACCUUGAGACAUGUGUUUCAAUAUUUGAAAGAAAAUUAGAAUUUUUUUAUUCACUAUGAACAAAAAUUGGUGUUAGUAUUGAGAACAAACAUAUCUCUCUUUUCUGUAAUGUAGGGGAAAAUUUUAGAAAAUUGUUAGUGUUAAGUCUUUUGAAGUUUCAAUAGAUGUUUUCAAGCGAAAUAAAAAAAGGUUCGAUGAAAACUUU
Messenger RNA from Frankliniella occidentalis (western flower thrips), 1559 nucleotides. RefSeq names its product kelch-like protein 13. The record is from RefSeq and is a predicted model, not a curated record. Lineage: Eukaryota; Metazoa; Arthropoda; Insecta; Thysanoptera; Thripidae. Gene Ontology annotation, biological process: proteasome-mediated ubiquitin-dependent protein catabolic process; regulation of proteolysis. Gene Ontology annotation, cellular component: cytoplasm. Gene Ontology annotation, molecular function: ubiquitin protein ligase binding.